UAUUACUUCUAUGAAAAGCAGCAUGACUCACCAGGUUGAUGAUCAAAUAGUGCUGACCUCUCAGUUUUAUCCAGAUAUUUACGCCCAACUGACGCGUGAACAAGGACCGGUGAAUCCGCAACGAAAAAGGAAGAAGAACAAAGAUGAAGCAAAAGUACUUAGGAAGAGGAAGCUUAGUGAAGAACAAGUCAAUCUUCUUGAACGGAGCUUUGUGGACGACCACAAACUGAAGACUGAAAGAAAAGACAAGCUUGCUUCUCAGCUUGGCCUUGAUCCUCAACAAGUCGCGGUUUGGUUCCAAAACAGGAGGGCUCGAUGGAAGAACAACAAACUCGAGGUUGAAUACUCCAAGCUCAAGUCUCAGCAUGAGACAACGAUCGUUGAGAAAUAUCAUCUUCAAACUGAGAUCUUGAAGAUGAAAGAGCAAUUGUGUGAAGCAGAAAAGCAAAUACAAGCACUAUUAUUGGAGUGUAAUUGUGAUGGGUUAAUGUCAAGCAAUAGUCCAACUAGUACUUCAUCGUUCUCUAGAGAAACCAGCAUGGAUCAGUCACAUUUUCUUGGGGAGUUUGGAAUGGAGAGAAUAUCAAUGGAUAAUAAAGUGUUCUUUGAUCAAAGCACUUAUAUAGCUCUCUGGGACAAUUAG
Molecule: messenger RNA, 643 nt
Organism: Lycium barbarum (goji berry)
Lineage: Eukaryota; Viridiplantae; Streptophyta; Magnoliopsida; Solanales; Solanaceae
Product: homeobox-leucine zipper protein ATHB-40-like
Exons: 3
Coding region: 11-643 (210 amino acids)
Biological process (GO): positive regulation of DNA-templated transcription
Cellular component (GO): nucleus
Molecular function (GO): sequence-specific DNA binding; DNA-binding transcription factor activity, RNA polymerase II-specific
Source: RefSeq, a predicted model, not a curated record